This is a messenger RNA of Hippocampus comes (tiger tail seahorse), 2364 nucleotides long. RefSeq names its product DIRAS family, GTP-binding RAS-like 1b (gene diras1b). Gene Ontology annotation, molecular function: GTP binding; GTPase activity. Gene Ontology annotation, cellular component: membrane. The transcript has 3 exons. The coding region runs from base 380 to 976 and encodes 198 amino acids. Gene Ontology annotation, biological process: signal transduction. NCBI's taxonomy places the organism in Eukaryota, Metazoa, Chordata, Actinopteri, Syngnathiformes, Syngnathidae. The record is from RefSeq and is a predicted model, not a curated record.
GGAAAUAUGACUUUUAUUCUGGAGUCCUACUUUGUACGUUGCGGAGCUGACCGCCAACGUCCAUUUUGCCAACACUUGCAGAAACACGUGCGUCCCCGGGCCCGGCAUCAUGCGAGCGAGCGCCCGAUGCAUUAUUGAUGCAGCGGUUGCAAGCGGGCUUUAAGGUCCCAUAAUAGGCUCCUUCUCUAAGCUGCCACAGUAAUGAAACACUCGACUCCCGUCAAUACUUGCUGCGACCAGUAGAUUUCUGUCACGGGCCACCGCUAUUGACGGAGGGCUGUCACUCAAGGGGCUCCGAUGAGGUGACCUGGUGUUUCCCUUUUGUUACUGUGUCAUUUGGUGUGACAACGUCUGAAGGCUGAAAGGCGGGGGAGCCAGAAUGCCGGAGCAGAGCAACGACUACCGCGUGGUGGUGUUCGGGGCGGGCGGCGUCGGGAAGAGCUCCCUGGUGCUGCGUUUCGUCAAGGGCACCUUCCGCGACACCUACAUCCCCACCGUGGAGGACACGUACCGCCAGGUCAUCAGCUGCGACAAGAGCGUGUGCACGCUGCAGAUCACCGACACCACCGGGAGCCACCAGUUCCCCGCCAUGCAGCGCCUGUCCAUCUCCAAGGGACACGCCUUCAUCCUGGUCUACUCCAUCACUAGCAAGCAAUCGCUGGAGGAGCUCAAGCCCAGCUACCAACAGGUGCUGGCCAUCAAGGGCAACGUGGAGGCCAUCCCCAUCAUGUUGGUCGGCAACAAAAGCGACGAGACCCAGCGCGAGGUGGACACCAAGGACGGCGAGGCGCAGGCCAGCCAGUGGAAGUGCGCCUUCAUGGAGACGUCGGCCAAGACCAACCACAACGUGACCGAGCUCUUCCAGGAGCUGCUCAACCUGGACAAGAAGCGCAACAUGAGCCUCAACAUCGACGGCAAGCGCUCGGGGAAGCAGUCGCGCGCCGAGAGACUGAAGGGCAAGUGCAGCGUCAUGUAGACGAGAAAGAAGGACGACGACGACGACUCGAAAACAGGAAUCACCCCCCGUCAUUCGCAAUCCUCCUCCCAGUCAUGACUCGGCGGUAGUUUAACGCCGCGGAUCAGAGCGUCCACGGGAAUCCGCCGAUCCACCCUCCACAUACUCAUCGUGUAGACAAACUAGAUGUUAAAAGAGUUCCUUUUUUUUCCCCCCCGCUCCCCCCGAGGUGGGGGAGAGCAUGAACGCCACACAAGAAGGAUGUAAAUAAACGCCGUUUACGACCAGAUUCCCCCUCCCACCCCCACCCCGAAAACAAUUUACGGACGAGACAAAACAACAACAAUCCUCUCUCCUCAUUUGUCACCUAAAGUGGGAACGCACACACGACCACACGACGCAAUGAUCCUUUUAAGACUCUUUCUGAAAGCCUGACGCGUUUGGGGAACGUCGGGAAACCGGAGCGCUCCAGCGGCCUCGUCUCACCUCGCUUGCUUUUUCCUCGAGAUGACUCAUCCACGGGAAUGGUUAUUGCCAAGACGGUGAGACUCAAAGGGAAUUGGGAGGUUUCUGAAGGUCAAGAAUGUCUUUUUUUUUUUUUUUUUUUGGGCCUUGUUUUUGAUGCUUUAAGUCAAAACACUAAAAAAAAACAAAACAAACAAAAGCACACGAAUAUAACAAAAAAAGAUGUAUUUAUUUUCAUUGUGCAGCCUGAAUCUGUAUUAUUUUUAUCAUUAGUUCUUCAUCUCACACUCACAAGUCUUAUUUCACGUCGAGACCCGACGACGCAACAUCCCGCCCUCAGGUUGUGACAUGAGAUAAACGAGAAGGUCUGGUGUGAAGCGUGGCUACGAUUGUCGGCCCUGUCCCGUCAAAUGUCAUUUCAAACGGAGACCCCGCAAAAUAGCAACAUCAGAGCCGUCACAAAAGACUCUGCAUUAGUCUGCAUUUGCCUUUUACACAGAACCCGGCAAAAAGCAGCAUACCGCCCCAACAGCAAGCGCUUUCACAUGACAUCCAUAAAUGCUGAUGUGACGCAUGAAGUAGUUUCCGCUUGCCGACGAUUGAUGUUGACACCGUAGGACUAGAGGAGUGAGUGUGAAAAUUUCACACGGCUUCCCCCGGCAUUGCUGUAUACCCUUAGGGUCUAGCCUCCUUUACCUGGAGAGUACCCAGUAAAAUGACAAUCUGAGCCGUAACGCAAGACCCGAUCGGCCUUUUACGCAGAACCCAGCGAAAGAGAGGAAAUGACCACUGUGUGGGCUUUCACACAGCGACACAGCAGGGCUAUCAACAAAACUAAAGUGAACUUCACACCACUGUCCUUGCAUUCCGCAAUAGCCUGACAGAGGUGUCGUCCCGCCUGUUACCGCUUUCAUACAGAGACCUUGCCAAAUGGCCGCAUAAUU